Messenger RNA from Argentina anserina (silverweed cinquefoil), 6256 nucleotides. RefSeq names its product protein REDUCED CHLOROPLAST COVERAGE 2. Gene Ontology annotation, biological process: organelle organization. The record is from RefSeq and is a predicted model, not a curated record. Gene Ontology annotation, cellular component: cytoplasm. The transcript has 23 exons. Gene Ontology annotation, molecular function: protein binding. Bases 222 to 5753 code for a protein of 1843 amino acids. Lineage: Eukaryota; Viridiplantae; Streptophyta; Magnoliopsida; Rosales; Rosaceae.
CAACCUGUUUCGUAUUAACGUGUUGAAUUAAUCUAAGGGGAGUAGUGUGGUGGACGGAGAUAUUGUGAAGUUGUGGAAGAGAAGUAGUUGUUUAUUCGAUACAUUCAAUUUCGGAAGCCAUAGAUAUCAUCGCACGUUCAAAGACGGUUAGAACUAGCUCCAAGAAAGAGAGAGCUGAAUCAGCUUAGCCUAUAUAACCAACGCAAUAGGUUUGGUGCACAAUGGCUCCCAAAACAGGGAAAGCCAAGCCACACAAAUCCAAGGGAGACAAGAAGAAGAAAGAAGAGAAAGUUUUGCCUACCGUAAUCGAGAUUAUCAUUGAAACACCGGAUGAAUCGCAAGUGACACUCAAGGGUAUCUCUACGGACAGGAUCCUAGAUGUGAGAAAGCUGUUGGGAGUCCACGUAGACACAUGUCAUUUGACCAAUUUCUCCCUAUCCCACGAGGUGCGAGGACCCAGACUGAAAGAUACCGUGGACAUCCUCUCUCUCAAACCCUGCCACCUCACCAUCGUCGAAGAGGACUACACGGAAGAGCAGGCAGUGGCUCAUAUCCGACGACUGGCUGACAUCGUCGCCUGCACGACGUCGUUUGGGUCCUCCUCCUCGUCUUCUUCUUCGCCCAGGACCCCCGGUUCUGCUCCCGCUCCGGUUCGGUCUAAUUCGAAAGAGUCCGGUUUGGACGAGGUUGGCCGAAACGGAGACGAGCAGAAUGCCGUUUCGAAGAGCAAAGUUUCGAGUCCGAUUCCGAUCGCCGGCGAGAAAGGUGGCGAGCCGGCAAUGUAUCCUCCGCCGAAGCUCGGCCAGUUCUACGACUUCUUCUCCUUGUCGAACCUCACUCCUCCACUCCACUACGUCAGAAGAUCUAGCCGUCCGUUUCUUGAGGACAAGACGGAGGAGGACCUGUUUCAAAUUGAUGUCAGGGUUUGUAGUGGGAAGCCGACGACUAUAGUUGCAUCCAGAAAAGGGUUCUACCCUGCUGGAAAACGUCCUCUUAUUACUCACUCUUUGGUUGCUUUGCUUCAACAGAUAAGCCGCCCUUUCGAUGCUGCAUACAGUGCUGUCAUGAAGGCCUUCACUGAGCACAAUAAAUUUGGGAACCUUCCUUACGGUUUCCGAGCAAAUACAUGGGUAGUCCCUCCAGUUGUUGCUGAGAAUCCGUCUGUUUUCCCGCCGCUUCCUCUAGAAGAUGAAAACUGGGGAGGAAAUGGGGGUGGGCAGGGAAGAGAUGGCAAACAUGAUAACAGGCCAUGGGGGAAGGAGUUUGCCAUUCUGGCAGCAAUGCCUUGUGCAACAGCAGAGGAGAGGCAAGUUAGAGAUCGGAAGGCCUUUCUGCUUCACAGUUUAUUUGUCGACGUCUCAGUUCUUAAAGCUGUUGCAGCUAUUAAGAGCCUAAUUGCCACUCAUCAAUCUUCCCUAAAUGAUUCCACUCUUUCACUUCAACAUGAGGAAAAAGUUGGAGAUUUAAUCAUUAAGAUUGUUAGAGAUGCACCUGAUGCCAGUAUAAAGGUGGAUUGCAAGAAUGACGGCAGUCAAGUUUUAGGAAUUCCACAAGAAGAAGUUACUCAGAGAAACCUUCUCAAAGGCAUAACAGCUGAUGAGAGUGCAACCGUUCAUGAUACUUCUACGCUAGGUGUUGUAGUUGUUAGGCACUGUGGAUUUACUGCUGUUGUUAAAGUUUUACUUUUAGCUGAGGUGAAUUGGGUGGGAAGUCCUGUGCCUCAGGACAUUGAAAUUGAGGACCAGCCGGAAGGAGGUGCAAAUUCCUUAAAUGUUAAUAGCCUGAGAAUCCUAUUACAACCGUCAUUGAGCCUUCAGUCAUCAACUACAGUUCAAAGAAGCCUGAGUACAGAUUUUGAAAAUUUACGUUCUGCUAGGUCAUUAGUAAGGAAAGUACUCGAAGAAAGUUUGUUAAAGUUGCAGGGCGGACCAUCUAAUUUCACUAAGUCGAUAAGAUGGGAACUUGGAGCAUGUUGGGUUCAACACCUGCAAAAUCAAGCGUCAGCAAAAAAUGAUCCUAAGAAAAAUGAAGAAGCUAAGAUUGAGCCUGCUGUUAAGGGCCUGGGAAGGCAAGGAGGACUGCUGAAGGAAAUAAAAAAGAAAAUGGAUAUCAGGAGCAGUAAAACUGAACCAGGGAAGGAAAUUAUUGGUGGUAACAACCUUGAUCAUAAUAAGAAUUCAGACGCCACCAGUCAGGAGGAGUUGCAAAAGCGAGAAGCUGAAAAGGAAAUGAUUUGGAGAAAGCUACUUCCUGGUGCAUCAUACUCACGCCUCAAAGAAUCAGAUACCGGUCUCCACCUUAAGUCACCCGAUGAGUUGAUUGAAAUGGCACACAAGUAUUAUGCUGAUACUGCACUUCCAAAACUGGUUGCAGAUUUUGGCUCCCUUGAACUUUCACCAGUUGAUGGAAGGACAUUGACAGAUUUUAUGCAUACAAGGGGGUUGCAAAUGUGUUCCUUGGGACGCGUGGUUGAACUCGCAGAUAAGCUCCCUCAUGUACAAUCACUCUGUAUCCAUGAGAUGGUUGUGCGGGCAUACAAACACAUACUGCAAGCUGUUGUCGCAGCAGUUGAUAAUGUUGCAGACUUGGCUCCAUCAAUAGCAGCAUGUCUAAAUAUUCUCCUUGGGACCCCAUCAGCUGAAAAUGGGGAUGGAGCCAUUACUUGUGAUGAUGCGUUAAAAUGGAAGUGGGUGGAAAGUUUUCUAUUGAAGAGAUUUGGAUGGCAAUGGAAACAUGAAAGUGUUGAGGACUUGAGAAAGUUUGCCAUUCUUCGUGGAUUGUGCCAUAAGGUUGGCCUUGAGCUUGUGCCAAGGGACUAUGAAAUGGACACUUCGUCUCCUUUUAGAAAAUCAGAUAUAGUAAGCAUGGUCCCUGUGUACAAGCAUGUUGCAUGUUCAUCUGCUGAUGGACGCACACUUCUGGAAUCUUCUAAGACAUCUUUGGACAAAGGUAAACUGGAGGACGCUGUUAACUAUGGUACCAAGGCGUUGUCAAAACUCGUAUCGGUAUGUGGGCCGUAUCAUCGAAUGACUGCUGGAGCAUAUAGUCUUCUUGCUGUAGUACUGUAUCACACUGGGGAUUUUAAUCAGGCAACCAUCUACCAGCAGAAAGCAUUGGAUAUUAAUGAGAGAGAGCUCGGCCUUGAUCAUCCUGAUACAAUGAAAAGUUACGGGGAUUUAGCGGUGUUCUACUACCGACUUCAACAUACAGAGUUGGCCUUGAAGUACGUCAACCGUGCUCUGUAUCUUUUGCACCUAACAUGUGGGCCAUCUCAUCCAAACACGGCUGCCACCUAUAUCAAUGUAGCAAUGAUGGAAGAAGGUUUGGGGAAUGUCCAUGUUGCUCUUAGGUACCUCCAUGAAGCUCUUAAGUGCAAUCAAAGGCUACUUGGAGCUGAUCACAUACAGACUGCUGCGAGCUAUCAUGCCAUAGCCAUCGCACUCUCUUUGAUGGAGGCGUACUCGUUAAGUGUUCAGCACGAACAAACUACCUUGCAAAUUCUGCAGGCAAAACUUGGGUCUGAGGAUUUACGCACACAGGAUGCGGCUGCAUGGCUUGAAUAUUUUGAAUCCAAAGCUUUGGAGCAGCAAGAAGCUGCACGGAAUGGUACACCAAAGCCAGACGCCUCAAUCUCUAGCAAAGGUCAUUUGAGUGUUUCAGAUCUUUUGGAUUACAUAACACCAGAUGCUGAUAUGAAAGCAAGAGAGGCUCAAAGGAAAGCUCGAUUGAAGGUCAAGGGAAAACCAGGUCAGAACGGGGAAGCUGUCUCUGAUGAGUACCAGAAGGACGAAAAUUUGUUACCAAGUCAUCCUGUUGCAGAGAAUUUGAGCGAUAAAGAAAACAAGUCUGAAGCACAGUUAGCAGAACCUAGAAAUGAGAAAUCUGAUUCACGUCUACUUGAGCAAUCAAUUGUAUUUGCUACGAGUGAUGAUCUGGCACAAGAUGACACCUCAGACGAAGGCUGGCAAGAGGCUGUUCCUAAAGGCCGGUCACUUACAGGUCGCAAAUCUAUUGGAUCUAGGAGGCCAAGUCUUGAAAAACUGAAUACGAACUUUAUCAAUACAUCCCAGUCAUCAAGAUAUCGAGGCAAGACCAAUACUUUCACAUCCCCUAAGACAAGUCCAAAUGAGCCUGCUUCUUUAACUGGACCUGCUCUUCCAGUGUCAAAGAAGUUUGUCAAGAGUGCAAGCUUCAGUCCAAAGCCAAACAACUCUAGCACAUCAGCUACUGGAGCUGUUGAGAGAUUGCCAAACCCAAAGUCAGCACCAUCUACUCCAGCUUCUACUGAUCCAGUUGUCAAGUCUGCAAGUCCAAUCAGUGUUCAGUCAGCUGGAAAGCUCUUUUCCUACAAAGAAGUUGCUUUGGCUCCACCUGGGACAAUUGUGAAGGCAGUGGCAGAGCAGUUACCGAAGGGAGAUCUUCCUAAUGUACAGACUUCUGAGGGCGGCCAGGAGACACCUACAAUUGAGAUCAUUGUUGGUGACGUGACAAUAAAAGAUAUAAAGGAAGAUAAAAAUCAGAAACCCACAGGAGGGAAAUCUGAGAAAGGCCCUUCUAUUAUACGAGCAGCAAAGGUGAAGGAUUCUGAGGCAAAAGAGUCCCUGGAAGUUGUAAAGCAUGCUAGUGUUGGAGUACAAGUUGAAGCUGAAGCUGUAGAAUUAGAAAACCCUGCUUUUGAAGGCGCAAAAGUACAAAAUGUAAAAGUUGUUCCUACGGUUGAGAUAUCUGACACUCCCCAAGCUCCAAGUACCACUGCUUCUGAAUGUCAGUUGUCAGAAGCUCUGGGGCCAGACAGUUGCCUCAGGACUUCCUCUGAUUCAGAACCUAUACCUCCUUUAACCACCACCAACAGUCCUGAUACAGAGGGAAAAUUACCCAAUGGCAACAUAGUUAAAGCAGUGCCAACAGAUGGGGAAAAGGUAGAUGAACAAGAAACUGGAAAGGAGACGAGCAAAAAACUUUCUGCAGCCGCACCUCCUUUUAAUCCAUCACCCAUUCCAGUUUUUGGCUCAAUUCCGGUUCCAGUUCCAGGUUUCAAAGAUCAUGGAGGGAUUUUGCCCCCACCUGUAAAUAUUCCUCCAAUGCUUGCAGUUAAUCCUGUCCGUAGAUCACCUCAUCAGUCAGCGACAGCAAGAGUUCCUUAUGGUCCACGAUUGUCUGGUGGCUAUAACAGAUCUGGAAGCCGGGUUUCACGUAAUAAACAUAGCUUUCAAAAUGGCGAGCAUACUGGGGAUGGCCCUCCUAGAAUUAUGAACCCACAUGCAGCUGAGUUUGUACCCGGCCAACCUUGGGUUCAAAAUGGUUAUCCAGUGUCGCCCAACGGUUUCUUGCCAUCCCCAAAUGGUUAUCCUGUUUCACCAAAUGGAUAUCCAGUAUCACCAAAUGGUACUCCAUUGACUCAAAAUGGUUCUCCGACAUCUCCGCUCAGUUCAGACGAAUCAUCGCCAGUUGUGACUGCUGAUAUUGGUGUCAGAACAAACCCUGAAGAAGCUGCAAAAGUGACUGAUGAUAAGUUAUCGGCACAAACUGAAUGUGACAAUGAACCAAUUGAAGGAAAGCUGCAGGAAGAACAAUCUGCAGAUAACGUAGAUGUUCGCCCAGAAAUUGAAGAUAAGCCAAUUGACACGGAUACAGUUCCUGGUGAUACUAGCGAGGAAAAGGAGGCUAGCAAUGUAGUAGUUGAAGAAAAACCAAGCAAAUGUUGGGGAGAUUAUAGCGAUAAUGAAGCUGAGGUCAUUGAGGUUAGUAGUUGAAGAAGGAUCAUAUAUACUUUUUAGUAUACCAACCAGUUCACAGCUUGUAGUUCUGUACAAGAGAAGUGAGAUACAAAACUGGGAUGUGAAGGGCCAGCUGUAGAAAGAAAUUUUCCAGUACAACCCUGCGGAGUGUGAAUACUUUCCAAUAACUGUCUGCUGAAGCGUGGAUUGAGAACUUUUACAAGAGAAUGGCAUGCGAAAGAAUAUGCCCGAGUGCGGUUAAGUGCUAGUGAAUAAAUCAUUGGUGGCUCAAAUUCCUUUCCUGUUCAAUUUUUACUUCUUUCUGAUAUAAUCUAUUUUUGUUGGAUGUCAACUGAUAAUGAAGGAACCUUAGGCUGUUUAGUUUAAUCAUGUACUCGCGGAUGUUGAUUUCUUGGAAAGAUUGUGAGACAAUAAAGUUCAUUUGUUCUUCUGUAAUAAGUUAUUAGUGAUCUGAUAACAUUAAUCGGCCUCAGUUUGUUCUAUUGGUAUGUUCUUCAUGCGGUUUGCAAAACAAACUA